UUUACUCCGCCCCUUCGCUCAGGGAUUCCUGGGUUGUUGACAUUACUGCCACGGGUCAGGAACAGUAAGGACCUGACGGACUCUUUCUGAACACGUAGCUACUACCUAAUUCAACUCAUUUUACAAUUAGAGGUCUUCUGUUUUUAGCGCACAGGGAAACUCGACUGCAGCACGACUUUGGAUUUGGAAAAGUAAGCCCCAAAGCAAAGACAACCCGCCAUCACCACCAGAAGACGGAAGGAAAAGUGAGGCUCCCACUUCCUGAGGUGUUAGUGACUGAUCUUCUGACACCAUGGACAUGGACUCCCAAUCACAAGGCCAGCAGGCAGCAGUACCCUCGUUCCAGCCACAGAAGCCGCUCCAGCCGGACAUGGGCCACAACUCUCUGGCUAACUUCCUGAUUGAGAAGAAGAUUGGGCGGGGCCAGUUCAGUGAGGUGUACCGGGCCAGGUACCUGAUGGACAACACCUCCAUGGCCCUUAAGAAGGUUCAGAUAUUCGACUUGAUGGAUGCCAAAGCUCGGCAAGAUUGCAUCAAAGAAAUAGAUCUCCUAAAGCAACUGAACCACCCCAACGUGAUCAAGUACCAUGCAUCAUUUAUUGAGGAGAACGAGCUGAACAUUGUGUUGGAGCUGGCUGAUGCUGGGGACCUCUCCCGGAUGAUCAAGCAUUUUAAGAAGCAGCGGAGGUUGAUUCCAGAGAGGACCGUGUGGAAGUACUUUGUCCAGCUGUGCAGUGCGCUGGAACACAUGCACUCUCGUCGGGUCAUGCACAGAGAUAUCAAGCCAGCUAAUGUGUUCAUAACUGCCACAGGAGUGGUGAAGCUGGGAGAUCUGGGCCUGGGAAGAUUCUUCAGCUCCAAAACCACCGCUGCCCAUUCUCUAGUGGGCACCCCCUACUACAUGUCUCCAGAAAGAAUACAUGAAAACGGAUACAACUUCAAAUCUGACAUCUGGUCGCUAGGCUGCCUGCUCUACGAGAUGGCAGCUCUCCAGAGCCCAUUCUACGGUGAUAAGAUGAACCUGUACUCUCUUUGUAAGAAGAUAGAGCAGUGUGACUACCCUCCACUUCCAUCUGACCACUACUCUGAAGAGCUGAGAAAGGUGGUAGAUAUGUGUAUUAACCCCGACCCAGAGAAGAGGGCUGACAUCAUAUAUGUGUAUGAUAUUGCCAAACACAUGCAACGCCAGACGCAGCUGGGCAGCUAAGUCUUCACCGGAGACACACUACGACCUGCACUCCUCUCCUCUCCUCUCUUCCCUCACCUCCACAGAAGGACAGGCAGACAUCGAUGUUGUCUUUCACACAGUCAUGUAUUCAGAAGUUCAGUUGUUCCGAGGUCUCUGUAUUGUUAAGGUUGUUUUUGUUUAGGAGAAGGGAGUGCUGUCUGUAUGUCCCAGAUAUGUCCUGUAUCUAUUCCCAUUGAGCUUAAAGAUGGCUGCAGCUAAGAAUGUUCUGAUGGUGCCCCCUGCCCUGCCCUGCCUGGCCCUGCCCUUCACGGCCCUGCCCUGCCCUGCAUGGCCCUGCCCUGCCUGGCCCUGCCCUGCCUGGGCCCUGCCUGGCCCUGCCCUGCCUGGCCCUGCCCUGCCUGGCCCUGCCCUGCCUGGCCCUGCCCUGCCCUGCCUGGCCCUGCCCUGCCUGGCCCUGCCCUGCCUGGCCCUGCCUUAGACCGCUGCGUCACUCGGGAGGCCCGGUCCUGACGUCGUUAAACAGAAAUAGAGCAUAUGUACUGUCUCCAUGUGUACACAGCCUGUAUCACAGAGGAAUCUGCAAUAGGAAUGUUUAGUGUUGUACUGUUAGUUAUUUUAGUAACAGAACAUCCUGUUAGAUGUAGUUUAUCUGGAGAGCUAUAGUAUCGAGAUCCAAUCAAAAAUACAGAGGGAAAGAAGAAGAAGAAGAAAUCUAGUGUUUGAUGGUUAAAUGUUGCUGUGUUGCACUUUGUACCCCGGUACUGACAGGGUGGUGAGGUAAUGUGGUGAUGAAUGUGUCUAGGAGGGGGGUGUCUUUUACCCCAAAGAGCAAAAAGAGAACUAGUGAAGAGGUAGGUAGAGGUAGAGAGAUGCUGCAAGUUAACACUGAGGUUUAUACAUGUAUGUACUUGGUUGAAUGUAAUAAUGAUGUUAUAAUUUCAAAUAUAAAAGCUUUAUUUCCAUUU
Molecule: messenger RNA, 2154 nt
Organism: Oncorhynchus tshawytscha (Chinook salmon)
Lineage: Eukaryota; Metazoa; Chordata; Actinopteri; Salmoniformes; Salmonidae
Product: serine/threonine-protein kinase Nek7-like
Exons: 10
Coding region: 293-1207 (304 amino acids)
Biological process (GO): protein phosphorylation
Molecular function (GO): protein kinase activity; ATP binding
Source: RefSeq, a predicted model, not a curated record